AUGGACUGCGAGCCGCCGCCUCAAGUUUUAUCAGUGCUUAAUGUCCUUCUGAAGCCGCUGCCUCAAGUUUUUACAGUGCUUAACAUCCUAACCCCUAUGCAUACUACCUAUCCCACCAGUACUAUAUUAAAUACUGGUACCGCUACUACGAGCUUCCCUAAUCCUUUCACGCCGCUUCCAAUUCCUACUCCCCAUUUUAGUGAAGCUGCAUGGCGUCCAGUAUCCCCACUAUCUACAUCAGCUAUAUCAGACCAUCCUAUCCCCCAACCUUAUAACGAAACACAUGUCCACACUUCGGUAGACUCGCCUAGCAAUGAACUUUGGAUUGAUGCGCGUCGUGUCGUCCAUGUCACUACUAUUCCUGAUGGCCCACACCAAGUACCGUUUAUCAACCAAGUCCGUGUAUUGGAAGCCCCCACUAAGUCUAUUCACUCUAGUCCUCCUCCACGUUAUGUUUCGCAUCACGCGGACGUGAACGCGACUCGCACUACUACUAUCCUACCAGUACCUGACAACCACCAGUAUCUUUUGGACUAUUUUGUGACAGACUUACCUACCACGUCGGACCAUCACACUCCUAUGCUAGACAAAGUCGCCAACGCUUAUCAAGACUAUACUGAAUGUCAAGACAACCUUUGUGCCUUAGAUUGGGACUCGAGAACAUUGUCAACACACCCUUUCAUCAACAAGGACCUUCUCGAUCAUCGUGUUCAUAGUCGUGCCCUCAUUGCAAUGCUCGAAGACAAUAUUUCGUCUCGCAUGUUAGAAGAAGGACUUCGAUGUCCUGGAGUCCUCGCAUGUGAUCCCAAUCAACGCAUUGGCACCCACAUACCACCAACACACUACCAAGCUAAACAUCCCCCUAUCAAUCCAUUUUUUACUCUCGACGAGACUGAUUAUUUGCACUCACUUGCAGCUGUAGCUGAAUUCCACGGAGAGCAUAGACUUGCAACUUCCGUCGAAGCAGCUCUAUUGAUGCCAUAUCCUGAUCCUGACAUCGUGCAUGCUCUAGUCCAGGAAGGAAUACUCGAUGGACACAGUGAGAGUCAAGUAAUUUCAUUCGCUCGUGCUCGAGAUCGUGCACUAGGGAUACAACGAGUUUGUCUAUUCAUGGUUGCAUAUCAUCCUUUUCGGUCUUCGACUCUUGCUGAUACAUCACAGCUUCAUUUUACCAUCUGCUUUGAUGAUGACGAGCUCGACAAAGACUCUGAUAGCGAUGAUGAUGAACAGGGACCAGACGCGUCCCACAUAUUCUUUUUGGCUUAA
Messenger RNA from Suillus plorans, 1266 nucleotides. RefSeq lists its product as uncharacterized. The transcript is spliced from 2 exons. Lineage: Eukaryota; Fungi; Basidiomycota; Agaricomycetes; Boletales; Suillaceae. The coding region runs from base 1 to 1266 and encodes 421 amino acids. The record is from RefSeq and is a predicted model, not a curated record.